Messenger RNA from Aspergillus niger, 894 nucleotides. RefSeq lists its product as uncharacterized. Bases 1 to 894 code for a protein of 297 amino acids. The record is from RefSeq and is a predicted model, not a curated record. The transcript is spliced from 2 exons. Gene Ontology annotation, biological process: hydrogen sulfide metabolic process; glutathione metabolic process. Gene Ontology annotation, molecular function: sulfur dioxygenase activity. NCBI's taxonomy places the organism in Eukaryota, Fungi, Ascomycota, Eurotiomycetes, Eurotiales, Aspergillaceae.
AUGGCUCAAGAACCCACGAUUCAUUCCCAGUUCGAACCCAACACGGGCACCUGGCAAUACAUAGUAGCCGACCCAUCAACAUCAAAAGCCGUCAUCAUCGACCCAGUACUCGACUACGACUCCGCUACUCAGGUUAUAAGCACGUCCACUGCUGACAGCUUACUUGUUGGAAUCGAAGAAAAGAACUACAGCAUCUCCUAUAUUCUUGAAACACAUGCGCACGCCGACCACUUGACUGCAGCAUCGUACCUGGCAUCCCGCAUCAGCCAGAAACAAGGAUUCCGACCGUCCAUCGGUAUCGGAAAGCACAUCACACAAGUGCAACAACUCUUUGGCAGCCGGUUUCAAAUUCCCGCUGAGGAGUACGAAGGAGUCUUCGACAAGCUCUGGGAAGAUGGCGAGACAUUUAAAGUCGGGUCGUUGACAGCUACGGCCAUGCAUCUACCCGGCCAUACUCCUGAUCAUUUGGGAUACAAGAUUGGAGAUAAUGUCUUCUGCGGCGACUCUCUCUUCCAUGCCGACAUUGGUACUGCCCGCUGCGACUUUCCCAACGGCAGCGCUCAAAGCCUCUACCACUCCGUCCAGAAACUCCUUAGCCUGCCAAAUCACGUCAGAAUCUGGACAGGCCAUGAUUACCCCAACGCAAACCGGACUGAGCCUGUGCCGUGGCUGACUGUCCGCGACCAUCGAACGCGCAACAAGCAUGUCAACGAUGAUGUUACCGAGGAGCAGUUCUUGGCUUUGCGGCAGGAGCGUGAUGCUACCCUCCGUCAGCCAAAGUUGUUGAAUCCGUCAUUGCAGGUGAAUAUCCGUGCUGGAAGGCUGCCGAGAAAGACGGAGUCUGGAAUGCGAAUGUUACAUUUGCCGUUGAAGGUAGAUGGAGAGGAAUGGUGA